AACGCCGGGGAAAAAAACGUCACUUCCGGAGUGAUCAUCUGACGUGUCUCAAACAGUUUUCCACCGGUGUUGGUCUUUUUUUUUUUUCCACGCGUGGGAUAUUUCUCAGACGUUUAACUGUACGUGGUGACAAGAUGUUGGAUUUCUUCACCAUCUUCAGCAAAGGGGGGAUAGUGCUGUGGUGCUUCCAGGGAGCCGGGGUGACCGAGUCUUUCACGGGGCCGGUCAACGCUCUGAUCCGCUCGGUGAUCCUUCAGGAGCGCGGCGGGAACAACUCGUUCACCCACGAAGCUCUGAGUAUGAAAUAUAAACUGGACAACGAGUUCGAGUUGAUAUUUGUGGUGGGUUUUCAAAAGAUCCUCACGCUGACUUACGUGGACAAGUUCAUAGAUGACGUCCAGCUUCACUUCAGGGAUCGUUACAAGAACGAGCUGGAGCAAAAGGGAGCCCUGAAGCAUGUCAACAACUCCUUCGACUUCGAGGACAGGUUCAAGAAGCUCCUGAGAGAGGCGGAGGAAAGCAGCAAGGCCCGAAGCCCGCCCCCCAUGCGGUCCUUUGAGAAGUCCGAGAAAUCCCAGAAAACUGUGAAGUCCAUGAUUGAGACGAAGGGUGGAGAUAAGGCGAAGGAACAGGGAGGCAAAAAGAAUAAACAUACCAAAAAGGAGGCUCCUGCCGUUGAGCCCGCCAAAGGGGAUCAAGGCAAGACCCCACCUUCUGGCCAGAAGGCCGUCGUCAACGGCAACCAAGGCUUGACUCCUGAGGAGAUCAUCCAAAAGAACAGAGAGGAUUUCUUCCGCAAGCGCAUGAUGGGGCCGGCGGAGAAACCGAUCAAGUCCCCAAAGCCCCAGAAGCCAAAGGAGAAGCAGAACCGUGUGUGGAACAACGGCGGCAGCAGCGCCAAGAACCUGGACUACAGCAACAAGAACGGAGAGGCUUCCCCCGGAGACGGCGAGAGGAACCCGGACGGGCGAUUCGACCCAGAUAUGCAGGUCAGCUCCAUGAAGGGCGACCUGCUCUCUGUGGACUACGAGUCCAGCGAGGAGGGAGAGAUGGAGGAGGAAGAGGAAGAGGAAGUGGUCGUCAGCGAAACAAGCAAGACCAGUCCCAAAAAGAGUGGCGGCUUCGGGGGGAUGUUUGGGAUGCUGAAGGGUCUGGUGGGGUCUAAGAGCCUCUCCCGGGAGGACAUGGAGCCAGUGCUGGAGAAAAUGAAGGACCACCUCAUCGCAAAGAACGUAGCAGCGGAUAUUUCCUCCCAGCUGUGCGAGUCCGUUGCCAAGAAACUGGAGGGCAAAGUGAUGGGCACGUUCACCACCGUGGCCUCCACAGUGAAGCAGGCCCUGCAGGACUCCCUGGUGCAGAUCCUGCAGCCCAAGCGGCGGGUGGACAUCCUGAGAGACGUCAUGGAGGCUCAGAGCCAGCGCCGGCCCUUCGUCGUCACCUUCUGCGGUGUCAACGGGGUGGGCAAGUCUACCAACCUGGCAAAGAUCUCCUACUGGCUGAUUGAGAACGGUUUCAGCGUGCUGAUCGCCGCCUGCGACACCUUCCGCGCGGGCGCGGUGGAGCAGCUCCGCACCCACCAGCGCCGCCUGAACUCCCUGCACCCGCCAGAGAAGCACGGAGGCCGCCCCGUGAUCCAGCUCUACGAGAAGGGCUACGGGAAAGAUGCCGCCGGGAUCGCGAUGGAGGCCAUCGCCUACGCUCGGAACCAGGCUUUCGACGUGGUGCUGGUGGACACGGCCGGGCGAAUGCAGGACAACGCCCCCCUGAUGACGGCCCUGGCCAAACUCAUCGCCGUCAACAUGCCUGAUUUGGUGCUGUUUGUCGGAGAGGCUCUGGUGGGCAAUGAGGCCGUGGACCAGCUGGUGAAGUUUAAUCAGGCUCUGGCCGACCACUCCAUGUCGGACAAGCCUCGCCUCAUCGACGGGAUUGUUCUCACGAAGUUCGACACCAUUGACGACAAGGUGGGCGCGGCCAUCUCCAUGACUUACAUCACAGGCCAGCCCAUCGUGUUCGUGGGCACGGGGCAGACCUACAACGACCUGCGCAGCCUCAACGCGCGCGCCGUGGUGGGCGCCCUGAUGAAGGCUUAAUCGCCGGCCGCCCCGCUCUGCUGAGUAUUCACCGGUUUCCCGGAAGAAGCCGACGGUACAUUUUCCCACGCCGCCGUGAGAUGCUCGUCCGCCCAGGCUUGCAUUUAAAUAAACUCAAGUGACGGACAGAUGCGCACUUCAAGAGAACGUUCUCCAUGGACUCCAUUGAAGCCUUUCUUUGAACAAUUAUUUAUUUUUUGGGCCAAAAUAGUGUAUUUCAGAUCAACUAACAUGGCAUCUUAACCGGACCUCGGUGGACUCACCAGUCCACCGGGUCACCACAAGCAGAACUUGUGCAUUUUUUUUUGUCCCUCAGUCAUCUCCACGUUGUGGACAUCGGGUUCCCCGUCUCCAUGGAAAGCUUAGCAACCAUAGUGCCUCUCUCUCUCUCUCUCUCGGUCUCUUAGUUCUUACAUUACAUGGUUCCCCUGCAGGGGUACAGUUUCAGGUCAGAAACCUCCAACAGUUUACAGCUGGAGUUAAAAUGAGCAUUUGCACAAAUUACCAGGUAAACUGCUUUAAAACAACAACAAAAAAAAUUGUAAUGGAUUAAAAAGACCACUUUUAAUGGUGGUUCACUAUAACUCAGAACAAUACAUCUUAACCAUGAACUAACACCUGUGCUGACUUUGAUUCAUUUGGAUGUUUCCAUUUAAAAUCGUCUUUUAGAGCUCUUUAGAUAAGUCUUCGCCCAGCCUCCCAUUUAUUAUUUAGGAGGGAUACUUUCUGCAGGAGGAAUAUUUAUGAGUUAAACUUUUUCCCCCCGUUUUUGUCACCGUACAACCACAAACUUGGAUGUAUUUCACUGGGAUUUUAUCUGAUAAGGGUUAUUAUACACGGCUUUUCAAAAAAAAUAAAAAAUUGAGAAAGAGCUCCACACAUCCAUCUGGGAUCGCUCCAUUGGAGAUGCAUCUCAGAAGGAGGGGCGUUAUAAAAAAUCCUUGCAUAUGAUUGGAUAAAUCGCUUCAUCUUCACUGACCGAUCCUCCCAUCCAAUCUGACCAGGAUCCCCGUCCCUGCUGACGAAAAGCAUCCCUACGGCACGAUGCUGCCACCGCCAUGGUUUACUGUGGGCAUAAUGCGCGGCGUUCAUUUUCUGCCCUCCACAACUUUUGAUUUUGGUCUGAUUUGAGAUUGCAAUUGUCCACGCUAACUUUACAACUGUGACUUUCUUCUUUCCGCGAAGUCCAGUAAAAACUCCUGUCCUGGUAGGUCUGGAGCUGUGCCACGCUCUUUCCAUCUUCAGGUGACUGCAUCCGUGGGAUGUUGCUUUAGAACCGAAACCCUGCUUUAAACGUCUCCACGUCUUUCUCCCUGACCCCGACUCUACCACGUUCUUUGGUCCUGAUGAUGCUGGUUGGUCACUAAUGUUCUCAAACGUCGGCGGCCUUUCUAGAACAGUUGGAUUCUAUUUAAUAAUUGACCUGAAGGCAGUUUUGUUUGUAGAAAGCAUAUUUUUUUUACCCCUGUUUUAUCUUUUAACAUGUUGGUCUGUCACGUAAAGUACACUGAGGCUUGUGGUUGUAAUGUGACAAAAUGCGAAAACGAGGUGUGGAUACUUCUGUAAAACACAUACAAUUAUUUUUUACGUCGGUCAGUCUUCCAGAUUUGAGACUGCGCUGUUUUUUUUUUUUUUUUUUUUUUUUUUUUAAAAUCAAAGUUAUGACCCUUUAUUUUAUUUCCCCUUUUAGAUUUUCCUUCCCUCAUUUCUCAGAGUAAAUGUUAAAUUUUAAAGAUCUAUAACCCCUCCUUUAAGGUGUGGCAGUGCAAUACGAGAGAAUCAAGGGUCAUACUGGCAUUUUGAACUAAUUUAUGAGAAUGUAAACAUUUGUUAAUAAAGCUGCUAUAUGCAGAGUUGGCCUGGA
This is a messenger RNA of Fundulus heteroclitus (mummichog), 3954 nucleotides long. It is a transcript of the gene srpra, whose product is annotated as SRP receptor subunit alpha. Gene Ontology annotation, molecular function: ATP hydrolysis activity; GTP binding; signal recognition particle binding. The transcript has 15 exons. Gene Ontology annotation, cellular component: signal recognition particle receptor complex; endoplasmic reticulum membrane. The record is from RefSeq and is a predicted model, not a curated record. Gene Ontology annotation, biological process: SRP-dependent cotranslational protein targeting to membrane. NCBI's taxonomy places the organism in Eukaryota, Metazoa, Chordata, Actinopteri, Cyprinodontiformes, Fundulidae. The coding region runs from base 135 to 2090 and encodes 651 amino acids.